AAUCGCCCAAAUCCCCCAGAAGUUACCAAGUGAUCGCGUCCGCAAGUUACCGGAGUGUUUAUGUUUUGGUUAUCAAAAUCGAUUUAUCGCAUUUUUUGGAGUGAAAGAAUGUAAAAUGCGGGUUUUUAUUGCGUUUUUCUUGUAUUUCGCACUCAGUGAAGGACGUGUCAUAACAUUUGAUUUAUCAAAUUAUGAGCCCCAAAAUGCCACGACACAGGUACAAAAAGUGCACGUCAACUUGACCCGUGUUACGCAAAUUUGGGUCGUUAAUAUACCCGAGACUGUCGGCUUUUUUAUUGUUCAAAUUCAUUCAUUUCCCGAUAACGUAACCCUAUCUUCAUCACCUAAAUUCAAGUCAAAAACAACAAUAAAAGGGGCCAAUGUGGGCUUGGUUUCCUUUAAUUUAAGUGAUACGAUGUUUUACGUUAGAAAUAAAAAUGAAACUCGGGCUUUAAUCGUUGUGACAAUUUAUCAAACCGAAGAUCCCGUUCCCGGGGGCUGUAACUUGUCGUUUCCGACCGAGUAUGCCCCCUACCAACUCGUCUCAAACACUGACGAAGUUGUUGUAGUCCAAAGUCAGCCCCCUUCAAUAAUCGACGCCACCUGUGAUAAAAACAAGUUACAAGUCGAUAUGUACCACUUGUAUCUGCACGAGAAUAACUACGACCCGUCUUACUACUUUGGCGGAAUUGAGCGAAUGUUGACCGUUGACUUAAUUAAAAAAAACGGCUAUAAAGUCUCAACAGUCGAUGGUUAUUUCAAAUACCGCAAAUUAUACUCCGCCUACAGGGGCGUAGGUCAAGUUUUCGCAAUCGUAGCGACAAACGGUAACGUAAGCUCGGCCUACGUUCCCGCAGUUUCGUACAGUUGCGACCUAACGCAGCCCGAAACUUGCACCGGCCCUGUCACCCCUCAUUGGAAACUAAUCUGCGCAAUAAUGACAAUUUUUGGGGUCUUUGUGUGCUUUUUUGGGCACAGAUUUUUCAGACUCACCCUGUUUUUGGCCGGUUUUACACUGGGCCUGUUCGUAACUUACGUUAUCUUGUCCUUGAGUAGCAACAGUUUAACAGUUGAAGAAAAAGCGACCACUUCGAUUAUUAUAGGGAUGAUAUACGGGGCGGUUUGGUUACUAGUUUGGUGGAAAUUUGGAAUCCCGAUUUUCUCGGCCGGCUUGACGUUUUUCAUGGCGGCCUUUUUAAUGGCCUCUAUUAUUUUUUAUUCGGGCAUUUCCGAUUUGUGGAUUUUUCGCAACAAUGCCAACUUCUGGCUCACUUUCGCCUCAAUUGUGGUCACUUUUCUCACAAUUUGGACGAUGUGGACUUUGGAGGGGCACAUUUUCGGGUGUAGUUUUCUGGGGGCGUAUUCCUGCGUUGCCGCGUUGAAUUAUUACAUCGGCGGAAAUUUGCAAUAUAUUGUUAUUAAUUCCUUCAGGAGAAUAGCCGUCAAGAAUUUUAAUAUGGCAACAGUGGACCCUCCGUUUCAAAUUUUGGAUAUUUCGCAGAGUAUUUUGUUGGUGGUGAUGACCACUUAUGGCUUUUAUUACCAGAUGAAAGAACAAAGGGGGAAGCCGCCGUUCCCUCCACAUCGGUACACAAGAAUUGAAGAAGGGGUGAGCGAGAGGACUCCCUUGGUGGGAAAUAGUGGGGUUAUUUAUUCUGAUAUUUAAACCAGUGAUACUUUAUUGAGUCUGCGGUGCUUUAUUAAGACUCUCUUUUAUGCCAGACUGAUGUAAUUAUUUUUUAAUAAAAGACUUUUUACCACCA
Tribolium castaneum (red flour beetle) is the source of this 1763-nucleotide messenger RNA. Its product is annotated as transmembrane 7 superfamily member 3. Gene Ontology annotation, biological process: negative regulation of programmed cell death. Lineage: Eukaryota; Metazoa; Arthropoda; Insecta; Coleoptera; Tenebrionidae. The transcript is spliced from 6 exons. Bases 116 to 1666 code for a protein of 516 amino acids. The record is from RefSeq and is a predicted model, not a curated record. Gene Ontology annotation, cellular component: plasma membrane.